UGCAGGCUCAAAUAAAAUUGUUUGAUUGUAAUUAGAAGUUGUUGAUUUAUACUAAAUAAUUUUAAAAAUGGAACCAAAUGACACUCCAGUAAAUAACCAGACACCAACAGGAUUAAUGGCGCUAAUAGAACAUUUGCAAAAUACAUAUCCCGAUCAAAAAAAUCCAUUACAAGUAACUACGGUAUUAAAAUAUUGGCUAGGCGGAAAAGAUCCCUUAGACUACAUUAGUAUGUACUCCAACAAUGGUAAUCCAGAGAAAGAUAUUCCACCACACUGGCACUACAUAAGCUUUGGGUUAAGUGACUUGCAUGGAGAUGGACGAGUGCAUGUACGUGAAAAUGAAGAAAUUAAUAAGUCUGGAAUGGGUUUCGAGCUUACAUUUCGGUUACUUAAAACUGAAGCAGAAAUUCAUGCACAAUCUGAAGGAAGACCACAUCAGCGACCUCCAACUUGGCCAGCAACUCUUCUACAAACAAUAGCUCGAUAUUGCUUUCAAACUGGUAAUAGUUUGUGUGUAGGAGACAAUAUUCCUUGGCGACGAAGUUUGGAUGGUAGCAAUUCAUCUAUACAAAGUAUACUUAUAGCUCAAGAUCCCCAACUCAGUAGUAUUGAAACUCCAUUUGGUAUUGUGGAUUUUUGCCAGAUUGUUGGUGUAACAAACGAAGAACUUGAGCAAGCGUCACAUUGGAAUGGCCGUGGCGUAUUAAAUUAUCUUCGUCAAGAUCCUCAAACUGGUGGUGAAUGGUUAAUUACUAACAUGGCUCGAAAUCAAAGUAUAUUCGUACUUUUUCCAGAAACAUUACUAAACUUACAAGAUGAUUUAGAGAAACAGGGAUCAGAUUUAGCUGGUAUUAAUGCUGCAUUUACAUUUCGUGAGAUUAAACAAACACAAAGUUUAAAACAAGAGAUUGAUUUCAACAGCCUUAACGAGCAAUGUGCUUUGGAAGAGAAUAACAGAAUACAAGACUCACAAAUUAAACAUGAAAAUGGUAGCUUUUUACCAUCAAUGAACUUAAGUAGUAAUUCUUUAGACAAAUCUUGUCCUAUUGAAUAUCAGCCGCAAGGAUUGGAUUGCAUAUCAUUGGAUAGUAUUGAAAUAACACUAGCUCCUUGUGCUGCAAAGUUUUUACUGUUAGCUAUUAAGGAUCGUAUACGCCAUGGACGACAUUUCACUUUCAAAGCUCAACAUUUAGCACUCACACUAGUAGCUGAGUCCGUAACUGGUUCCGUUGUGAGUAAAAAUGAUCCUUAUGGUGUGAUUGGUUAUUGGAUACAAGUAUUAAUUACUGAUGAUCUUAUACCGCGUAUGAUGGAAGCCUUCCAGAAUGCAAAUUUAGACAAAAUUGAAGUGACGCAACGUCUUGAGUUCGAAUGGCCAGAUAAGAAACUUAAGCUUAUAAUAGAUAAUCCAAGCACAAUUUUUCCUACGACAUUAAAUCUAUAAUCUAAGUGUAUAAAAAACAAGGAACACUCAUUUGUCGCUAUAGUGCCUUUUUAUUAUUGUAUUAUU
Messenger RNA from Teleopsis dalmanni, 1510 nucleotides. RefSeq names its product suppressor of fused homolog (gene Su(fu)). Gene Ontology annotation, cellular component: nucleus; cytoplasm. The record is from RefSeq and is a predicted model, not a curated record. Bases 68 to 1444 code for a protein of 458 amino acids. The transcript has a single exon. NCBI's taxonomy places the organism in Eukaryota, Metazoa, Arthropoda, Insecta, Diptera, Diopsidae. Gene Ontology annotation, molecular function: transcription factor binding.